Paracoccidioides lutzii Pb01 is the source of this 2211-nucleotide messenger RNA. RefSeq lists its product as hypothetical. The record is from RefSeq and is a predicted model, not a curated record. The transcript has a single exon. Bases 1 to 2211 code for a protein of 736 amino acids.
AUGACUUCCUUCGUGAUUCCCGAGGGGGGACUCUGUCUCCAGAGGGCUGAGAAACCCGGGGAACCGCCUACGGAUUCUUCCACUCCAAAAUCUAGCCAGAUAAUGCGGCUGAAUUUGGCGCAGUCUACCCUCGAUGAACUCGUCCAGAGUCUGCGUAGCGAUCAAAAAGCUCGUAUCCGUCUGGGAAAACACCAAUCGCUACACUACGGCAACAAAUCACAGACAAUUUUCUCCUCGCCAGAAACCCACCCGUCCGAAGUCUACUCUAUUUCGUCAAAAGAAAAUGCUUAUUUCACCGGUGUGCUCAGUCAUAAACUUGAGGUAGAGAAAGCUCGUGAAGCAACUGCUGCCACCGAUGAGGCACUGGCAAAUCUUGAGCAGAGGCUGAGUGCCUUUGAGAAAGGAAAGGAGUCGAAGAAAACCCCAUUGAUUACUACGAUUGACCAGAUGAGAGCUCUUGGUGCUGGAGAUAAUCGCAGUGCAACUGGAAAAGCAGCUGCUUCCCUAGCCCGAAAGCCAGUAAGCAAGAUAGAUGUCGAGAAAGAACGCUUUUUCCAGAAUGCCGCCAAUCGAUCCACACCCGUCAGCCCAGGCCUCCUUGCGGCACGUUCCCCAGCUUCUGUUUCUACGCUCACUCCCACAACUGCCCCACUGCCCCAGAACAAGGAUAAAAUUCGGCUUGAAGCUCUCCGUGUUCCUCUUACCCAUCUCCUUGCUAUCCGAGCAGUUUCUGUCAGAUUCUUGGCCCAGAAAACCCGUGCCUCACAGGAGGACUGUUUGGCUCUCGUACAGAAAUACGGUGUUGAGAACCGGCUAGAUCGAGAAAAGCAUGGUUUAAAAGACAAGGCAUACAAGGAUCUUGAUGUUUGGAAUUUUCCAUAUCCUUCCCAGAACGAACGUCAAGAAGCAAUUGAGAAUGCCAUCUCAGCCUUUGAUCGAAUGCGCAUCUCACGAACAGAUAAACUGUGGCAGAUGCUACUCCCAAAAGCUGAGAGGGGAAAGGGUAAAGUCUUGUCUCGAUUGAACCUACAUACUGGCCCGAUUGCCAUAGCUACGACCCCACGGAUCCAGGUUCAAGCUUCUGAAGACAUGUCAAAGGAUGGGGACGGAACGGGCAAUGAGUCAGAACGGACCAACGGUGCUGUUACUCCUAACCAGCAAAAUGGUGCUAAUUCUGCACAGGAAGGAACUGAGCAAAGGAGGAAGUCGACUGAAAAGACUGGCCAGACGAAACGUACAACCACCAAAGCAAAAAAUACCACAUUGACGGGGAGAGUGACGAAAAAGACCGACAAAAAGAGGGAUAAGAAAACCCCAGCAAAACUAGAUGCCAAGUACAAAUCUGCAGAAUUUGUCCGUGACUCAGAUGAAGAUACAGAUAUGGUUGAUUCACCGCCAUUGGGCUCGUCCGCAACUACCACUACAGAGGUUCGAGAGAAACAAAGUCAAAACAAGGCUAACAGAACAUCCGUUAAGAGCACUCCGGCCUCUACGUCUACAUCAAAACAAGCAGAACCAGAAAAGCCAGCCAAAGUGAAAUCGCAGUCCGUGAAAACGAAUCCCUCUACUACAGCAGCUAGUCGCGUUGCCAGAAACAGUUCUCCACAAAAACCUUCUCCACUCGGGUCAUCACCUCCUACGAAUGCAUCCGAUCUAGAAAACGGUGGGCAAUCCGCGAACACCGCACAAUCUUCCAGUUCCUCCUCACCGCUUAUGAUCCAGCAUUCCAGAGCUAAAGCUUCCUCCACCCUUUCGGGGACCCAAAUACCAAGUAUUGUCAAUGGUGAUAGUGAUAAGAAACCUGAUCAAAACUCCUUCAAGCGCAAAGCAGAGACUGAUUCACCAGCACCCGGCCGCACAAACCAUGAGCCAAAUGGGAUACGACACCAAAAGUCUCGUCGGCUUCCCACUCCAAUAACGAAUGGUCGUUCAAUGGAACCGAAACGGCGUCGCCUCUCCAGUCCAUCAAGCGGCAGCACUACAGGUAGUGCCUCCCCGCCUCUUAGCCUUGAGAUACUUCGCCAGCGGUUACGCGACAAAGCACAACAAUUUAAACGGUAUUAUGCCAAGUAUCGACUUCUACAUGAGGAAAUGACUAGUCAUCCAGACCCUCCUGCGAGCCAGAUUGAAAAGCUGGAACGACAGCACGAGCGAUUACAGAAGAUGAAAGAGGAGAUUUGGGAAGAGGAUCGGCGUUUGAAAAUGGGCUAA